UCCGGUCUCUCAUAUUCUCUCUCUGAUCGCUCUCUCUAAUCGCUCUUCUCUCCACUGAUCUGAUCCUUACGCAAUCUCCAGUCAUCCAAUCGUUAUUCCCCAAUUGGCGAAUUCUCAUCCAUUCUGAAUUUCCGGCAAUGGGUAAUUUCCGACGGCCGUACCGGGCCUGGUUGAUCGGAGACGAGCUGUGCAUCAACCUGGAUAUGGCUUUUUUCGCCGGUGUGGAGGAGAAGCCUCCACCGACAAAACCCUCGUCUCCGCCGCUUCAGGCUCCCCUGUCUUUUCUGGACGAAGCGCAAGACUUGUUACUCGAUCUGGUCCAGAGGGAACGCCAACAAACGGCGCUGGAAUGGUUCAAAAUAAGGACUCUGAUGUCCCUCCGGUGAGUCGCAUUAUCAAUUUUCAAUUCUCAUCAUCGUUUAUCUAAUGUUAAUUCUUACGGGUAGGCUCUUUUUCGCUUGAUAAAUCUGUAGCAGUGCACAUGAGUCUGCUUUGCCUGAUUGAACAUGGUGCUAAAAGGCUUCUUGUGUACUUACUACUUGUACAUGUCCAAUGGCAAUGUUGCUUUCUGACUUGGAGGUUUGUCUCGUUUUACUGCAGAUACACACUCGUUACAUCUUUGAGUGAAUAGUGACUUUUUUGGGUGGCAUUUUUGUGUUCCAUUAUAACCCAUUUUGAAGUGAGUACUAGCUUUUGAAAUGCAGUAGUUAGACUAGUUAUCCAGAUGUGAUAUUGGCAUGGAUUAAAAUCAGUUCCGGGAGUCUAGAGAUACCUAGUAAGAACUUUGAACGUUUUUUUUUUUGGUUGGGACCAGUGGUGUUUGGGGCAGUUCCUUUUAGUAUAAUGUGCUUUAAAAUUUUGGAUUUCGAAUAAAGCUUAUUUGGAAAAUAGUUUUUCUUAAUAAAGAUAGAAAGCCUCUGAUCUGUUUUCUUAUUGAAUCUUUCUUGGUUGAUUUCGUAUUGUAAGUUGGAUAAGAAAAAUUUAAGAUGGCGUAUCAAACUGUUGUAGUCACAACAGGGAAGCCAGCUCUUUAGUGGAACAUGAGGAACAUAGUAAACAAUUGGAAAAACUGAUGUUUUUGGAUUCAGCUUUCUUUUGAUCGAAUACGUACUCUGUCAUGAUUGCAUACCACACAUUGAGCUAGAAGCUUUUUAAGUUAGCUUCUUCAUGUGCCAUAAGCUAGAUAUUUAGAUGUAGAUUUUUCUGUCUUCCUGUAUCAAUAUAAUUUUAUCAUGACUUCUAAGUGUCCAGUUAUUGUUUGUUGAGAAAAUUUUAGAGUAGAAGCUGUUUGGAAUAUAGGGAUAUUUUUACAAGGGUAUUCUCUGCUUAUUAUGCAGCAGCUAAGAUCUCUAUGCAGUACAUGUUUUGGAAAUUCAGAAAAGUGGGAACUCAAAUCACUGAAUAGAGCGAUGUUGAAGAAUUGUGGGUUUUGUUUGCUUAGUUUUGUCCUCAUUAUCUAAAGUAUUGAAAGUGUUCAAAGAUAUAUCACCGAGGGUAACUCUAAUGAUGCAUAGCUAUCAAAAUUUGCAACUAGGAGGUGUCAUGGCCAUGAUAUUCCGUUUUGCAUGUGUUCCAAGCACAUAUAUAACUCGAGUUUGAUGAAGUAUCAUACUAUGAAGAUGAGGACUCGUUCAGUACAUAAUUCAGUGUGGCUGUUCUGAUUUUGCUGAUGACAUCUAUUGUGAGGCUCUUGCUCUUGUAUUCUGCUACUGAACUCUAACUUGGCAUGCAGCAGAUCACAAUAAUCUUCUGCGAACUCUUGCUGGCGUUGAUCCUGAAGGAUGAGCAGGAUUUGUUUAUGCCUCUACCUUCCAGCUACAAACCAUAUGGCAUUCAUACAGAUUUCAUGCUUGCCUUUAUUAACAGUGCAUGCAUAGACAAUAGAAGAAAAUACUUUUUGGAAGAGACUCCAUAACUUGGCGUUGAUAAUACUCAAGGCUUUGAGGAUGAGAAUUGGAUUGUUCACUGUUGAAUGGUUCUCCUCUUGCUAUUCAUUCUUGUGAUCGACAGUAGCAGCAGACUUGCAUAUCUACCUUGUUUGUCUAUGGCACCAAGAGAUGCAAAUGUGCACGUGUUUCAUAUUAGAGUUACCCUCGGACACCUUUUCUGGGUAGCUGUUGGAGCUUUCAUUAUUGUUGAAAUGCUGUUUAACUCUAGUUUUCUUGCCAUUGAUGGAGCUGGUGAAGAGCCAUCUUUAUCCCCUCGUCGUCUCUGUUUGUUCAAUAAAACAACUGGAGCUGCUCUUCGGGAGUUGAAUUUUUUGACCUCCAUACUUGCGGUUCGUAUGAAUAGGAAAAGACUUGUUGUCAUCUUACAGGACAAAACGUAUGUAUAUGACAUAAAUAGUCUUGCAAUCUUGGACACUAUUGACACCGUAUCAAAUAUAAAAGGGCUUUGUUCUUUUUCCCCAAGUUUGGAUGGUUGUUUCUUGGCUCUUCCUGCCAGCGUCUCCAAAGGAUCCGUGUUGUUGUACAGUGUCAUGGACCUGCAUUUACAUUGUGAGAUUGAUGCUCAUAGAUCCCCACUUGCUGCAAUUGCACUUUCUUCCAAUGGAACAUACAUAGCAACAGCAUCUGAACAGGGAACCAUUAUCAGAGUCCAUCUAGUCUCUGAAGCAACAAAGUCUUAUAGCUUUCGGAGAGGGACAUAUCAAUCAAGUAUAUUCUCCUUAUCAUUUGCCCCAUCUACACAACUGCCAGAUAUUCUCGUGGGCACAAGUUCAUCAGGUUCUGUUCAUGCUUUCUCUCUGGCGUUUUCUGGUAACCAGAGGAGCAAGAGAUCGGGAAGUUUUCUUGGAUCAAUUAUACCCGACUCUGUUACUGAUGCACUAGAUCCAGCACAUCAUGGUGUACUUCAUAAUGUUGCACCUGCAGGGGUUAAAAGCUAUGCAGUAAUUCGUAAGGUUGAGAAGGUUGCUGAUUCAUCGACUUCAGAUAUAGUGGCCUGUCGGGCCACCAUUUCUAUUAUCACGUUCAAUGGGUACUUCCAGGAAUACAACUUAAGCAUCAACAAUCAAAAUGUGUUCGUGUGGAGUUUGGAGCGUGAAUUUAAGCUGCUUAAUGUCAUAUUAGAUGAUGCCAUCAGCUUGUGAUAAAUCAUGUAUAUAUCCAUUAUUGUGCAAGAUCAUCAUCUGAUACAAUAUGAUAUACAAAAUGAUACCAACAAAAAAUAGCAUAUAUAGAAUGUGUCACCCUUUACUGCUAA
Argentina anserina (silverweed cinquefoil) is the source of this 3204-nucleotide messenger RNA. RefSeq names its product autophagy-related protein 18b. Gene Ontology annotation, biological process: autophagy of mitochondrion; protein lipidation; nucleophagy. Gene Ontology annotation, cellular component: cytosol; phagophore assembly site membrane; extrinsic component of membrane. Gene Ontology annotation, molecular function: phosphatidylinositol-3,5-bisphosphate binding; phosphatidylinositol-3-phosphate binding; protein binding. The record is from RefSeq and is a predicted model, not a curated record. The transcript is spliced from 9 exons. Bases 1973 to 3091 code for a protein of 372 amino acids. Lineage: Eukaryota; Viridiplantae; Streptophyta; Magnoliopsida; Rosales; Rosaceae.